AUUAUUGAAAUGGAUCUAGGGUUUUCUCAAAUUCUUCAUCACCGAAAAAAGCAAACCAUAAGAAAGCCACUUUUUUUUGUAAUUUUUUUGGGGAAAAUUUGAAAUACGAAAUCGGAAAUCAUCAAAGCAAUCAAGCGAAGAAGAAAGAGAUCUGUUAUUAGGGUUUUUUUUUUCAAAUUUUUUGAGAUCAAAUACUCCCCCAAAAGAGCACAGAUCUAUGUGAACAAAUCCGGUCCAAAAAAAUAAGGAGAAACCCUAAAUUUCUCCUUCGGUCCUUCAAUUGAACUUGCAAUCAGCAAAAAAUUGUGGUCAAAUCUAAAGAGAAUCGAAUAGAUCGAAAAACAAUUUUGUAAAAACUUUUUGUUGUUGAUAAAUUUGACGAGAAAUUUUGAGAGGAUCUGAAUCUGGUGAUGAGUAUGUACAAAUCGGUUGUGUGUCGAGGGGAUGAAGUGUUGGGGGAGGUUGAGAUUUAUCCACAACAGCAGCAGCUAAGGGAAGAAGAAGAAGAAUAUGGGGGAAAAAUAACGGUGAUGGAAGAAGAAAUGAAGGAAAUCAGGAUAGGAUAUUUGACGCAAGGCAGUGAGAGAUGUCCACCACUGGCAGUGUUGCAUACCAUUACUAGUACUGGGAUUUGCUUCAAAAUGGAAUCAUCAAAGGACAACAACUACUCAUCUUCAUUUCAAGACACGCCUCCGCUUCAUCUUUUGCACUCCGAAUGUAUCAGAGACAACAAGACUGCAGUAAUGCCUAUGGGAGAUUGUGAGCUCCAUUUGGUUGCAAUGUAUUCUAGGAAUAGCGAUAGGCCCUGUUUCUGGGGAUUCAAUGUUGCAAGGGGACUCUAUGAUUCUUGUCUUGUCAUGUUGAACCUAAGAUGUUUAGGAAUUGUAUUCGAUCUGGAUGAAACUCUAGUUGUUGCAAAUACAAUGCGGUCAUUCGAGGACAGAAUAGAGGCUUUGCAGCGAAAGAUGAACACCGAGGUUGAUACACAACGUGCUGCAGGUAUGAUGGCCGAGAUUAAGCGUUAUCAAGAUGAUAAGGCCAUAUUAAAGCAAUACGCAGAGAAUGAUCAAGUUGUUGAAAAUGGGAAGGUGAUUAAGGUUCAGUCUGAGAUUGUUCAACCCUUGUCUGAUAAUCACCAACCUAUUAUUCGACCUCUCAUUCGAUUACAAGAGAAAAACAUUAUUUUGACACGCAUCAAUCCACAGAUUCGUGAUACUAGUGUUCUUGUGAGACUGAGACCUGCAUGGGAGGAUCUGCGAAGCUACUUGACUGCAAGAGGGCGUAAACGGUUUGAGGUUUAUGUUUGUACAAUGGCUGAAAGAGAUUAUGCUUUGGAAAUGUGGAGACUUCUUGAUCCUGAGUCAAAUUUGAUAAAUUCAAAAGAAUUGUUGGAUCGUAUUGUCUGUGUCAAGUCUGGUUUGAGGAAAUCAUUAUUCAAUGUCUUUCAAGAUGGCAUAUGCCAUCCCAAAAUGGCAUUGGUUAUUGAUGAUCGCUUAAAAGUUUGGGAUGAGAAGGAUCAGCCUCGUGUGCACGUUGUUCCUGCAUUUGCUCCAUAUUUUGCUCCUCAAGCUGAGGCAAAUAAUACUAUUCCAGUUUUGUGCGUUGCGAGAAAUGUUGCCUGCAAUGUUAGAGGUGGUUUUUUCAGAGAAUUUGAUGAAGGCCUUCUGCAAAAAAUUCCUGAAAUUUCAUAUGAAGAUGAUAUUAAAGAUAUUCCUUCGCCUCCUGAUGUGGGCAACUAUUUGGUCUCUGAGGAUGACACUUCUGCUUCAACCGCAAACAAAGAUCCACCUAUAUUUGAUGGCAUGGCAGAUGCUGAGGUUGAAAGAAGACUAAAGGAGGCAAUUUCAGCAGCGUCAACAGUCUCUUCAGCAAGCAUUAACCUAGAUCCAAGGCUGGCUUCUUCUCUUCAGUUCACCAUGCCAUCUUCUAGUUCAGUUCCAUUGUUGGCAGUUCAGUCAUCAAUGGCAUCAUAUCCGAACAUGCAGUUUCCUCAGGCAGCACAAGUGAUUAAACCAGUGGCUCCUGUUGUUUCCCCAGAACCAAGCUUGCAAAGUUCCCCGGCUAGAGAAGAAGGUGAGGUUCCAGAAUCAGAACUGGAUCCUGAUACAAGGAGGAGGCUUCUGAUAUUGCAACAUGGGCAAGAUACCAGAGAUCACACACCACCUGAACCUGCAUUUCCCCCUGCAAGACCCGCAAUGCAAGUUCCAGUUUCACGUGCUCAAUCACGUGGAAGUUGGUUUUCUUCUGAUGAGGAGAUGAGCCCACGGCAACUUAACCGAGCAGUUCCCAAAGAAUUUCCUUUAGAUUCUGAGCAAAUGCAUAUGGAGAAGCAUCGGGGUCCUCCUUUUUUCCCUAAGGUUGAGAGUCCUAUUCCAUCAGAGAGACUUCUUCGUGAAAAUCAAAGAUUACCAAAAGAGGCACUUCAUAGAGAUGAUCGUCUGGGGUUAAACCAUACACCGUCUAGUUAUCAUUCUUUUCCAGGUGAGGAGAUGCCCCUUGGUCGAUCAUCUUCUAGUCAUAAGGAUCUUGACUUUGAAUCUGGACGAACUAUUCCAAGUGGAGAAACUCCAGCCGGAGUUUUACAAGAUAUUGCCAUGAAGUGCGGAGCCAAGGUGGAAUUCAGACCAGCUUUGGUUGCUAGCAUGGACCUGCAAUUCUCCAUUGAGGCUUGGUUUGCUGGGGAGAAAGUUGGUGAAGGUACUGGGAGAACAAGAAGAGAAGCACAACGUCAGGCUGCAGAGGAUUCUAUAAAAAGCUUAGCUAAUACAUAUUUGUCACGAAUUAAGCCUGAUACUGGGUCUACACAAGGGGAUUUAAGUAGGUCGGCCAACACAAAUGAGAAUGGCUUUCCUGGUAAUUUGAAUUUGUAUGGGAACCAGCAAUCCCCUAAAGAGGAAUCUAUGCCAUUUUCAAAUGCACCAGAACCGUCUAGGCUUCUUGAUCCAAGGCUAGAAGGCUCCAGGAGAUCUAUGGGUUCAGUCACUGCACUUAAAGAACUAUGCAUGAUGGAGGGCCUUGGGGUAGUUUUUCAAGCACAGCCUCCUGCAUCUAAUACAUUGCAGAAAGAUGAAGUAUACGCAGAGGUUGAAGUAGAUGGGCAGGUUUUAGGAAAAGGGACUGGUUUCACAUGGGAAGAGGCUAAGAUGCAGGCUGCUGAAAAGGCCCUCGGAAGUCUAAGAUCAAUGCUCGGUCAAUUUACUCAGAAACGUCAAGGUUCUCCAAGGUCAUUGCAAGAUAUGCCAAGUAAACGCCUAAAGCCUGAGUUUCCACGUGUUCUACACCGGAUGCCCUCUUCUGGUAGAUAUCACAAGAAUGCUCCUCCGGUUCCUUGAAGACACCUCGAUAUGGUAGAUUUUUCCUCAUUUUAUAGUGUAGCAAUUCUUGUGACAUCUGUACAGUACGCAAUAUGGACUACAAGUGUACAACGGGUGAAGGCCAUCAAGACCUGCAACCCACGUUGACUGUUAAAAACUUCGAGUGUUUCUUGCAUAUGACAUGUCUGAAGCCCAAAAGAUGAGAUGUUUUUAUCAGGGUAACCGAGGAUUUUUAUUCAACAUGCUAUCCUUUCAUGGGGAUAGACAUUCAUUCGGUUUCAAACAAGGUGGCAAAAGGGAGAACGCCAAAUUCACGGUGGAACUCGGUUAAUUCGGGACUUGAGCGCUUAAGCAAAAGGAAGACAAGGUUGAGCUUGUUGCUAUGUAAGAUUCAACAACAGUCAACAUCGUUUACUAACUAUAGCCAAUGUUUCCCUGUUUUUUUAACCAUAGAGUCCAGAGCUGUGGCCUAACUGGGUUUGAUUGCUACAUAUAAAUUGUCAAUCCGUGAGAAAAUUAUUACUCUUCGAAACCGUAGUCAUGAAAUUGGUGAAAUUUGCUUUUAGUACACAGCUGCUGAUGUAUUUACAAUUUUGAUCAUUCACGAGUUUGCCUUUUCUAUCA
Messenger RNA from Gossypium raimondii (Peruvian cotton), 3938 nucleotides. RefSeq names its product RNA polymerase II C-terminal domain phosphatase-like 1. Bases 411 to 3332 code for a protein of 973 amino acids. The transcript is spliced from 17 exons. The record is from RefSeq and is a predicted model, not a curated record. NCBI's taxonomy places the organism in Eukaryota, Viridiplantae, Streptophyta, Magnoliopsida, Malvales, Malvaceae. Gene Ontology annotation, molecular function: RNA polymerase II CTD heptapeptide repeat phosphatase activity.